AAAUAAGCCAACAACAACACCAAGUUCGAUCCUUGUUCGAUCAUUGUAUCAUAUUUUCAAUUCUGUUGUUUGAAGCCAAUAUUUAGUCGUCUAUAUCGUAGUGAUAUUGGUGAGAAGAUCUAUUGUGCCAAAUUGGAAUUAUAGUAGUGGAGUAUAAUUAAAAACACAUUGGAUAGUUAAUAGACUAACUAUUUGUACAUUUUACGUUAUUAAUUGUAAAUAAUAAUAUUAUUUUCGGAGCAGAAAAACACAAUGGCUGCUGUAGAUGUUGUACUUGUCAAACAAGAUGAUGGUUCAUUCCAAUCAUCACCUUUCUUUAUUCGUUUUCCACAAAGAAGUAAGAUAAGAAGAGUCAUCACUGUUCAAGUUAAUGGAAAGAAAAUUAGCUGUCCUGGAUGUGAACUUAUUGUCGAUCCUGACCACAAUUAUGCAUAUUUCAGUGUUGAAACUCGUGAUAAUCCACAAGUCAAUGAUUCACAAACAUCAUCUGUUCCUCCUCCUUCUCCAUCAGGAAUUAUUGUUGGAAAUAAUAAGACUGUAGCAAGUGUUGUCCAAUCAGAUGAGACAGCAACCAUGAUAGCACAAUACAGGAAAAAAUCUUUACCUCCUCUUCCUAAAAAAACGAAUGAAAUUCAAAAACCACCAAGUGAUCUAUUAUACGAAGAUGACAAGUCACAGAAUAAUCCUACAAGCCCUUCUUCAAUGUCUCCAAAAGAUCUUCCUCCUCUUCCAAAGAAAACUCUUCCACAAAAUUUAAUAAUCAAAACUGAAAAUAGAGCAAGCAUGUUGGCUACUUCACCAGAAGAAAAUGAAGAAUUAAGAAGAGAAGAACGAGAAAUGAUAAAAGAAAUGGAACAGGAAGGAGAAGAUCCGGAUGAUGAAGAAAAGGAAAUUCAAAGAAUGGUUGAAGAGGAAACAUCCACUUCAAGGUCUAGAUCAAGAACAGGAGCUGUUUUCCAAAGACCAAGAGCUGGUAGUAAUCCUAGAAAAUCUAGAACAAUGACUCCAACAGCUGAGGAAGAAUCAGGUUAUUAUACAGCUGGAUCUCCAUCAAAAGUUGGCUAUAUGGAUAAAUGGCUUAAAUCCAUUGAUCAAGAAACUCACCCAGAACAUAGACUUCGUCCAUCUAAAGAAUAUUUAGAAUUAAUUCAUUCACAUAUGACUGAUGGUCGCUCUUCCAUUUCAUUUAUUGAUCCAAAUGGUGGGCUAGAACCUGUCAAGGCUUACAUUUUCGAAUUUUCACCACAAGAUAAGAUAAUUAUUAGUGAUAUUGAUGGAACUAUCACCAAAUCAGAUAUUAUGGGUCAAGUGUACAGUAGAAUGGGUAAAGACUACACUCAUCCAGGAAUUGCCAAAUUAUUUCAAUCGAUAGCUGAAAAUAAUUACAAAUUUAUUUACCUUAGUGCCAGACCAAUUACAAUGUCACAAUUAACUCGAGAAUAUAUCAACUCUGUCUACCAAGAUGGGUAUAAAAUGCCACCUGGUCCAAUCAUUACAUCGCCCAACAAGGCAUUUAGUGCUCUGGCAAGAGAAGUUGUUAUUAGAAGACCUGAAACAUUCAAAAUUAAUUGCCUUGGUUCAAUUGCUAGUUUAUUCCCAACAGAUUUCCCAUUCUAUAGCGGAUUUGGUAACAGACCAACAGAUUGCAUUUCAUAUGUUAGUGUAAAUAUUGAUCCAACCAGAUGUUACAGAAUCAACAAACAAGGAAAAUUAUUGGUGCAAGCUACUAAAGUCACCUAUAAUUCUUAUGCAGAAAUUGAAUCUCAAUUACUGAAACAUUUCCCUAAAGUUGUAAACAAACAUCAAAGAUCGCAGAGUGAUUGUUUCAGAUUGAGUGGUGGUAAACUCGUAUCAAUGAAUCUGCCAAAGAAGAAAGAUAUUGACCUCCUUCGUGACCAAUACAUGGAUCCUGAAGAAUUACAAGUUUAAAUUAACAUGGAAUAAAGUAGUAUAUUCUG
Naegleria gruberi is the source of this 1958-nucleotide messenger RNA. RefSeq lists its product as uncharacterized. The record is from RefSeq and is a predicted model, not a curated record. Bases 253 to 1929 code for a protein of 558 amino acids. Gene Ontology annotation, molecular function: phosphatidate phosphatase activity. NCBI's taxonomy places the organism in Eukaryota, Heterolobosea, Eutetramitea, Acrasida, Naegleriidae. The transcript has 2 exons.